CAUUAUUAAAUCUAAUCUUAUCGUUAGUAUUUAAAAUAAAUAGAUGAUCUAAGCUAAAGCUACAGCAAACAAGGUUUGCAAAGUUUCAAAAAAGUACAGUCUGAAUGAAGUAGGUGAGCUAACUGUCGAUAUGGCCGAUAUUUUCAGCACUUUUCAUUUAAAUUGGUCAAUGUUGAAUCUUGGCUAAGCAAAAAAAAAAAGAAACAUUUGAAAAACAACAAACAAUUGACUUAGCGUUUAGUGAGCUGUUGGCCAAAGAACGAGGCGGUUGUACGGAACUCAGCGAAAUGCCUUGGCAAUGGCUGUUACUUCAUCUCAUGCUGUUCCAACUGCUGCUGCUGCUGGGUCAGGUCAAUGGCGCCUCCAAACGUGUUAAGAUGUGCCUGCAGCCAAUGGUCAGCGGUCGCUGCUUCGGCCAUGUGGAGAGCUAUGCCUACAAUCCGCUCGAGCGCCGCUGCGAGGCCUUCAUCUAUGGCGGCUGCGGUGGCAACGAGAAUCGUUUUGACAGUCGCGCCGAGUGCGAGUUAAGCUGUCGUGAUAUUUAAGCUGAUGUACAAGUGAAUGAUGCAUGUAUGAUGAAAGACGUGAAUAACAACUGCGACUAUUGUACGACUAUUGUAAGUGCUUAUAUUCAAUUAGUGGUUUGAUUGGUUUUGCUGCUGGCCACGUUGUUGCGCCGCUUGACGUGUCGCGCAUUGUUGCAUAUCUUCUCGCAAUCCUCAAGCGAGCCAAAGAGUCGCUUAUUGCUGCAGCCCAUGUAGUGGCAGUGCUGCGUCUCCUCAUCGUAGUAGAUGCCCAGUGUGGUCGGCACACAGAGGCUGCUCGUGCUGGGCUUCACCUGGCACAGAUCACCUGAGAGGAGGCACUUUAGUUGACCACAAAAAAAUAUAUAUUAACGCAAACUCGGGAGACUUACGUGUGCGUGCCAAAACCAUUUGCCAGUCCAGGCACAGGGCCAGCAGCAGCAGCAGAGACAGCGAGAUUUGUCUACUCCGAAUCUGGGCACUCAUUUUGCAAAUACUAUGUUAAGUUGUUUGGCACAGGAAUUCGAAUCCUAUUUUAGUUAGUUUGAUAUUGUUUUUGUUUUUGGCUCCUGGCAAAUUCAGCUCUGUAUUGUGGCUGGCAAAGAUAUCAUCAGUAUUUCCAUAGAAUCGCUGUCGACUGUCGCUGCGACGAAGUUGAAGACAAAUGCGCAGCAAUGCCAGCUGCUUCCCGCCAUAUAUAUGGGGUAAUUAUAAUUGAAAUAUGGAAUAUGAGAUGUCGAUGCUAACCGUAGCCGUUGGGCUAUAUAGUAUACCGAUCUGUUGAUAUGUCUUUCGCGUCUUCUUUUUCAAUUUAUGAGUUUUUUAAUACUCGACACACAAGUUCAGCACAGUACAGUAGCCAAGCAAGCCAAAAAUUCCACAAAAUUCUUUUGGCACACUUGACAGAUUAAUAUAUUCUUCUCUAUACGACUUGUUCCGGUCACCUAUGCGACAGAUCACAAAUGAAUACUCUGUGUAUUCACAAUUAUUGUAAAUGAGUGUUGCGACACUUUUGAUCACUGCCCAAGCUGUUACUCUGCUGUUUGAGCUGUCGCAGACUCGACUCGAAACCUCGAACAAAAGGCAAACGGAUUUGUAAUCAGGUUGCGCUCUGCCAAUAGCCGCUGCUGACGCUGCCGUUGACUGAUAAGAGCAACAACAACAACAACAACAACAACUAAGACGUCUCGUAGCCUGCAUGUGCGAUGUUGAUAAUAUGCAUGGUGCUGACAAGCUGAUCUGCCGCAUGCCUGAGGAACGCUGCUUGGGGGUUGUGGUUCCGGCUGAAACCGGCGAGCGCCUGUUGCAGAAGGCCGGCCCACGAGCCAGGGCUCCAAUCAAACCAGCUGUCAAACAACGACAUUUGUAUACCCUGUCUACACUUACCUCCACAACAACAUCUUGGCAUUGUUAUAUUUCUUAAAAAGCUCGUCACAUAUAAUUUAGCAUUAAAAUUACUCUUCGUUCAAUCGGA
Drosophila montana is the source of this 1998-nucleotide messenger RNA. Its product is annotated as PI-actitoxin-Afv2a. Gene Ontology annotation, molecular function: serine-type endopeptidase inhibitor activity. NCBI's taxonomy places the organism in Eukaryota, Metazoa, Arthropoda, Insecta, Diptera, Drosophilidae. The record is from RefSeq and is a predicted model, not a curated record. The transcript has 2 exons. The coding region runs from base 288 to 545 and encodes 85 amino acids.